ACAGCUGGAAGAACGGCAAUAAAUUCAACAGCACUCUUCAAUCAAUCUUCAGCUGAGAUACCUGCAGGGUCAGCAAACAUACAGUCAUGUCUAAACUGGAAAAAGCCAUUACAUCUAUAGUGGAGGUGUUUGAGGAGUGUGCUGGAACUGAUGAUGACAAAAGGAAGCUGAAUAAUGCAGAGCUCAGUACUCUGAUAAAGACUCAACUGAGCAGCGCUGAGUUUCGGGAUAAAGUGGACCAAGAAGCUGUCAAAGAAGCCCUGGAAGGAAUAGAUAAAAACCGUGAUGGCCAGGUGUCCUUCAAAGAGUUUAGCCAGUGUAUUGCUAAACUUUCCAAUGGCUACUUCAUUAAGAAGUACGGCAAGGAGAAAGGAAAAGGCAAACACUGAACUCUACUGUAUGGAUUCACAGUCGAUGGAAAAAAAAAAAAUGUUAUAUUUGAUUUGUGAUUACAAUUUUCUUGAUCAUGACAGUACUGUAUGUUUGUAACUCCUGGCUUUGCACAGAGAAAUACACUACCUAUUGUACUUGUAUAUGAAUAAAAAGAUACUAAGCAUUUA
This is a messenger RNA of Tachysurus vachellii, 560 nucleotides long. It is a transcript of the gene s100w, whose product is annotated as S100 calcium binding protein W. NCBI's taxonomy places the organism in Eukaryota, Metazoa, Chordata, Actinopteri, Siluriformes, Bagridae. Gene Ontology annotation, molecular function: transition metal ion binding; calcium ion binding. The transcript has 3 exons. Bases 87 to 389 code for a protein of 100 amino acids. The record is from RefSeq and is a predicted model, not a curated record.